This is a messenger RNA of Alternaria conjuncta, 237 nucleotides long. RefSeq lists its product as uncharacterized. The transcript is spliced from 2 exons. Bases 1 to 237 code for a protein of 78 amino acids. The record is from RefSeq and is a predicted model, not a curated record. NCBI's taxonomy places the organism in Eukaryota, Fungi, Ascomycota, Dothideomycetes, Pleosporales, Pleosporaceae.
AUGUCCAAAGCCGCAGAAGCUACAGGCAUCGACUACACCGGAUGGGACGAGCAGAAGACCCUUGCGGCGAUUGCCAAAGCCGUUGCGGUCUGGCCACGCCAUGACUUAAGCUUCGUCGAGACUGAUUACGAGCACGCCAAGCGCAGUUGGAAAAACAGGACUGACAAGGGGAUUCGCCAAGGGGAGCGCCGCGGGAAGGUGUCGACUGGUGGUGAUCAUUAUGAGCCGGGCAUGUGA